UCUUUCCAUAUAUUCUAAUAACCUCUUCUUCUUUUUAUUUAUUUAUUUAUUUAUUUAUUUAUUGUUUUCAUGGUUAUACGAUUUCAUUAGUCUUUAAUUUCUCUGAGGAUGUAUAAGUUUCUGCCCAUUGCAUAAGUUUUUUCCUCAAAUCUGAAACUUAAAAUGGAUAAGAAGUCAAGGAGAUAUCCUAGGAUAGGCUAGUGAAUAUAAUGGCAUAGCUAACCCUUUAAUUUAAUCAGCUGAAGGCCAAUGAUAUACUAUGUGACUCUUGUCUAACACUCUUGUUUUGCAAUAUUCUUACUUUAUACUUGAGCAUUUGAUUGCUUCUGUGAGCUCAAGUUAAAUAUCCCCACAAGGCUUUGUGUCUUGAGUUCUUGACCAAAUGAGGUCUAACAACGUCAGUUUGCCUUUGCAUUUUUGUAUAUGUGAAUCCCUCUCUCAUAUUGACUCUCAUGGUAUUUCCUUCAUGGUUUUUGGAAUAACAAGUGUCAAAUAGCAACGAGAUUCCUAAGGCUUUAAGCGAGAAGUGAAGUGCACAAUAUAAAGAAGAUACGACUGGUAUUCAGACAGGAAGAAUGACGGGACAACAUUAUAAGGAUCCGAAAUCUUCUAUUACUAGCAUUUUUGCUUGUCAGUUCUUUGUGCUGUUACAAUAUAUGAACUACCUCCCAAUGAUGCAAGUCUUUCUAGUUAACAGAUUGUUGAUAAUCUCUUCCCUCUUUCAUUUUCCUUAUCCUUUUUUUUUUUUUUUUUGGUUUCAUAUAACAAUUUGGAUAUGCCUUUUCAUACACCCUUUAGAAAAAAACAAGGAGAUCUGUAACAGAGAAGCAAUAUAAAUGUAGCAAUAUCUUUUUGAAACCUACUGCAAAAUAUAUGGUGUUAUCCAUCUAGAAAUGUAGAGUCUGGGAAGGGUGAUAAGAGAAUGAAAGAAAGGAAAGAUUCCGAUGAUCAGAGGAAUCACCGGAGGAUGGACGAAGUGUCCAGGAUGGACACUAGAAAGUUUUCUCGAAAUAUGUGCAGGGGAGCAUUUUUUUAUUAUGAUAAUAUGCUGGAUGUUUCUUUUUGUCUCUGAUAAGUGAUAUAUCUUUUGCACUUCUAAAAAGUAGAAAAUAGAAAAGUUAUCUGCAUAUGUACUUGGGAAUUUUAAUUCAGUAAGUUUAAUCUAUAUCCCUUAAAAAGAAAAGAAAACACGGAUAUCAAACAUGUUCUGCACACCGCGUGGGUACAUGGAUGAUUUAGAAUGGGCACUAAUCCAAAAAAGUAAAUAUACGGGCUCUAUCAAAUAGGAUUGGAAAAGGAUCAUUUCCAACAUAAAUACAAUAACUUUUUAGAACCGUUUGUGCUUCAUAGCUACAAAUCAUGGCCACCUUCAAAAGCGUUGUUUUGUGAAAAAGUAUGUUUGAAUUUGGCACAAAGUAGACACAAACCAAAGGUGUAUUUGAAAACCAUGUUUGAGCAUUCUAAUUGUUUUAGCCUGUUAACCUUAGAAACCAUCUCCCCAAUGUGUCUAUCACGGUAUCACCACAAAAAUAAACAAAAAAAUAAAAAGAAAAAGAAACAGAAAAAAGAAAGAGAAAAAGAAAGCACCUCCUCAAUGUGUAUGAGUUUCUCUUAAGUUAGAUGUAAGGUCAACUUGCAUAUAGAAUUGAGCUUUUUUCUAAAAGAGCAGCAAAGGUUGGGAGAAAGAAAAGAAAGAGUAAAGACCUAUACCUUUUCCUGAAGCCAGAGAGCACCUUGUGAUGCAGUUGAUUAACUACAAUGCAAAGUAUAAAUAUGGCUACAUACAAACAUACUAAGUCCUAUCUUUUCCCUCUCUUCCCCAGUUCAUGCUCUACAAACCUUGUUUUUCUUGAUGGUAGUAUUGUGCUUCAUAACUUUGUAUUGUUUUACGGUCCUUUUUAAGCAUGCAAGUUUAAAUUUCUUUAGACCCUGAAGGAAUACAUGAUCUAAGAUCACACAUUUCAGGGCAUGCAAAUCUGGAUACUCCAAUUUGGUUUUCCACUUGGCCUCUACCUAGGCACGGAAGCUUGAAGCUCAGCUGGAUGAGCAGAUGCAUUUAUAUCGUAAAGUUGUUUCCUUAAAAGUUGACAGUGCAAAUGAUAAUGAUCUCGAAUCCAGUAUAAAUCAGCUACUCAAGCAGCUUCAGCAAGUAAAUUCACAAAUGCAAGCUUGGGUUUCAUCUGGAGGAUCUGAGAUCUUUUCUCAUACAUUGACUCGCCAUCAAGAAAUUCUUCAGGAUCUUUUUGAGGAGUUUAAUCGGCUUCGUUCAAGUUACAGAGCUAAGAAAGAGCAUGGUUCACUGCUUGAAGAUUUUAGAGAAUUUGACCGAACUCGAUUAGAUCUGGAAGAUGGCAGCGGGUCUUAUGAGCAAGCACUCCUUAAUGAGCGUUCUUCCCUGCAUAGGAGUACUGGACAGAUGGAUGGUGUAAUUUCUCAUGCUCAAGAAACCAUGAAGGCGCUUGUGUUUCAACGAUCAACAUUUGGUGGCAUCAAUUCAAAACUGAGCAAUGUCGCAAGUCGCCUCCCAACUGUUAAUCAUAUUCUUUCAGCAAUAAAGAAGAAAAAGUCAAUGGACACAAUCAUUUUUUCAUUAGUUGCCUCUGUAUGCAUGUUUCUCAUUUUGAUUUACUGGUUCACGAGAUGAAUCGGGUAAUAUACUGGUUUUCUCGAUAGAGGUGAUGAGCACGGUAUUUGCUCAUUGUAUUGUUUGUAUAUUACGGACUGACUAAUUUUGUUAUUCUUCAUUCUUGCACAUUUAGGAUUGUUUAUUGAAUUCUUUAUCAAGCACCCGUUUUUCUCAAGUACAACUUGCCAAUGCAAAUUCUGGGAAUUAUUGAUUUGUACGAUUAAACACGAUUCAGUUGGGUGUUCCUUGUUUCCUCUUUUUAA
Molecule: messenger RNA, 2889 nt
Organism: Lycium barbarum (goji berry)
Lineage: Eukaryota; Viridiplantae; Streptophyta; Magnoliopsida; Solanales; Solanaceae
Product: Golgi SNAP receptor complex member 1-1-like
Exons: 5
Coding region: 2051-2644 (197 amino acids)
Biological process (GO): endoplasmic reticulum to Golgi vesicle-mediated transport; vesicle fusion
Cellular component (GO): cis-Golgi network; Golgi medial cisterna; Golgi membrane
Molecular function (GO): SNAP receptor activity
Source: RefSeq, a predicted model, not a curated record